GUUUCGUCUCUCUUUUUCUCUCUUUUUCUCUCUCUCUCUCUCUCCUCUCCUCCUCUCCUCCUUCACCCCAGUCAUUCGUUACCUGUCAUACUGACCAUAGUCCUUCUUUCUCGCCUUCGGGCAAUAACAUCAGCUGUUAUCAGCUAUCGGUCAUAUUCGAUCUGAUCUGUCUGUCUAUAUAUCCUAUUCCAUACUUCCUAUCUGUAUAUACCCACCAGACCGACGCCAUCAUGAAGUCCAGUAGCGCUGCGGCGGCCUUGCUCGUCAUCGCGACCGUCGAGGCAGCCAAGCAUGCCCACGGCCACGGUCACGACCACAGCCACCGCUCCGUGGCGGACGCCCCCGCGGCCAAACGGGGCAGCAGCUGCCAGUUUCCCUCCGGGGCUGGCCUGGUGGCCGUCACGCCCAACGAGCUGAACGGCGGCUGGGCCAUGAGCCCGGACCAGGAGUGCCAGCCGGGCGGAUACUGCCCGUAUGCGUGCCCGGCGGGGCAGGUGUCGAUGCAGUGGGAUCCCGAGGCCACCUCGUACACCUAUCCGUUGUCGAUGAAUGGAGGCCUGUACUGCGAUGAGAACGGCGACAUGCAGAAGCCCUUCCCGGACAGGCCGUACUGCGAGGAUGGCACCGGCGUGGUCAGCGCGAAGAACAAGUGCUCCGAGCAGGUCUCGUUCUGCCAGACCGUGCUGCCCGGGAACGAGGCCAUGCUGAUCCCGACUCUGGUCGACGAGCUGGUCACCCUGGCUGUGCCUGGCACGAGCUACUGGUGUGAGACGGCGGCACACUUCUAUAUCAACCCGCCUGGUUACAGCACGGAGACCGCCUGUGUUUGGGGCACCCUGGAGAACCCGUUCGGCAACUGGUCGCCGUACGUCGCCGGCGCCAAUACCGAUAGCACCGGCAACACGUUCGUCAAGAUCGGUUGGAACCCGAUCUACCUGGAGCUGACGACGCCGUUCCGCGAUGUUAUUCCCGACUUUGGUAUCGAGAUCGAGUGCGAGGGCAGCGGCUGCAACGGGCUGCCGUGCAGUAUUGACCCGGCUGUGAAUGGGGUGAAUGAGAUGACGGGCUCCAGCACGGACGGGGCGGGCGGUGCGGCUUUUUGUGUGGUGACGGUGCCCAAGGGAGGGAAGGCCAACAUUGUGGUCUUCGACAAGGGGGGGAGCAGCGGCGGCAGCAGCAGCAGCAGCAGUGUCGGCAGCGUCGUCAGCAGUAUCUCGACCAGCGUUCCCACCACGAGCAGCGUUGCUCCCAGCUCGACCAGCAGCAGCAGCAUCAGCACCAGUACUAGCACUACCAGCACCAGCAUUAGCACCACCAGCACUACCCCGACCCCGACCAGCACCAGUACGACUGCCAGUUCCAGCUCCAGCUCCAGCUCCAGCUCCAGCAUCUCCAUCAGCACCAGCUCCGUCAUCGUCCGACCAACCCCAAGCUGGACACCAUCCAGCUGGAAGCCCAUGUCGACGAGCGCCGCGCUGAACCGCACGUCGGCCAGCUAUGUGUACAAGGGCCAUGCGCUGGUGGAGACCGGCGCGUCUCAACAAAUGAAUUGA
Messenger RNA from Aspergillus heteromorphus CBS 117.55, 1553 nucleotides. Its product is annotated as SUN domain-containing protein. The coding region runs from base 231 to 1553 and encodes 440 amino acids. The transcript is spliced from 4 exons. NCBI's taxonomy places the organism in Eukaryota, Fungi, Ascomycota, Eurotiomycetes, Eurotiales, Aspergillaceae. The record is from RefSeq and is a predicted model, not a curated record.